This is a messenger RNA of Trypanosoma brucei brucei TREU927, 819 nucleotides long. RefSeq lists its product as hypothetical. The record is from RefSeq and is a predicted model, not a curated record. The transcript has a single exon. NCBI's taxonomy places the organism in Eukaryota, Euglenozoa, Kinetoplastea, Trypanosomatida, Trypanosomatidae. The coding region runs from base 1 to 819 and encodes 272 amino acids.
AUGUUUAUCAGUGGGCUGUUCGUGUUGGCCGUGGCUCUGUGCUGCACGAACCCCACAGAUGGUUGCGACAGCAACUUCACAUUGGCUCAAGUGCUGACGCUGUGUCAAAUAACAGAACAGCUGAGGGGACUGAAGGAAGUUGUUAUGAAAAUUGGACCGCGAGCUGUUGAGGAAGCAUUGUUUACUUUGAAGGCGAAGAAACGUAGUGAAGUAUCUUUGAGGCGGGCAGAGGAGGCGGCGGAACGGGACCGCAACGCAGGUUUUGCGGCGGAACGGGCAAGGCUGGCGUAUGAUAGCGUUUGUGAGGCCGUUGAGUUUGCUGAGUAUGCGGCGACAAGCAUCGAGGGACGAGCGAGUUCCCUCCUAGUUAUUCAGGAAUAUUAUGUGCCAUUCCUGGAAGAUGUGAUGCUCAGGGUUGGGACGGAUGCGGAAGCUGCGGAAGCCCAAGAAGCCGCCAUGUCAUGUCUACAAACAAAAAGAAGUGUUUCACCAACGUCACUAAGUGAAGCGGCCUUGGAACUCCGGGUGAGAUUAGGGGUCAGAAACUUUAGAGCGUUGAGGCGCGAUCUCCACCGAGCGGCGUUUUGUCUCUAUUCGUUGAAAAAGACGGCCGCGAAGAUUGCGCUGGCCAGAAGUUCAGUAGAGGAAAUAGAGUACCUCAUAAACGAAGCAGCAAAUGAAGCAGAGUGCGUGUCUCCCCCCAAGGGAGGCAUACAGGGACAGUUGCCAUCGGAUGAAAGUGAUUCUUCAAAUUUGGUCACUGUGAUUUCGGCCGUCCCGAUAUGUUGGUUAUUGGCCACCAUUACGCGUGUUUUGUAA